AGGAGGAGGGGGGCCAUGGCCAGCCCCGAAGAGCCACUUGCUCCCCGCCCCCAGGCCCCCCUGCCCGCGGCGGGGGACGAGCCCGGCUCUGGCAAACUCCGCCCGGAGCCCGGGCGCAGCGCCGCCGGCGGGAGGAGCGCAGCCGGCCCGGGCCCGGCCCCCGAGCCGCCUGGUCGCGGCCGGGCCGAGCGCGCCUGGUCCCCGCGCCCGCCCCCCUCUUCCGCUGGCCGCGCCAGCCCCCCGGGGGGCCCCGGCGCCCUGUCUGCGCGCGGCGGCGGGGGUGGCUGGGUUGCAGCGCGCGCUCCCUUCGCGCUCGCCUUCUCCUCCCCGGUCCGCGUCUCCGCUCCAUCUUCCUUUUACUUCUGGCCGCCGCCCCCCCAACCCCCGCCUUUUCUUCUCCCCUCCUCAUCUGCUUUUCACCUCCCCGCGCGUCUCCCAGGAAGGGAGGGCGCAGCGGCGGCGGCGGCGGCGGCCCGAGGAGGCGGCGGCGAUGCUGGCGGCGGCGGCGGCGGCGGACAAGAGGCGGCUCCCCUGAGCGUCCCCCCAAGCAGGAGUCACCGCGGCGGCGGCGGCGGGCGGCGGCGGCUCUUCCUCUCCCCCGCGCUCCGAGGCUUGCUGCUCUCGCCCCGCGCCGGGCCCCGGCCGCCGCCGCCGCCCCGGCUCCCGCUCGGCCCGGCCGCCCCCCGCGCGGGCUCCCGCGGCUUCCCGGGCGCCGGCGGGGGCUGCCCCGCUCCGGUUCCCGGUCCCGGUCCCAACCCGGGCGGCGGCGGCCGAACGGCGCGGCGGCCCCGAGGCGCCGGCGCCGCGCUCGCCUCCGCGUUCCCGCUGCUUUUCGGCUCCGACAUGGAAGAUGGACCUUCUAAUAACGCGAGCUGCUUCCGAAGGCUGACGGAGUGUUUCCUGAGCCCCAAUUUGACAGAUGAAAAAGUGAAGGCCUAUCUUUCUCUCCACCCUCAGGUUUUAGAUGAAUUUGUGUCUGAAAGCGUUAGUGCAGAGACUGUAGAAAAAUGGCUGAAGCGGAAAAACAAGAAGUCAGAAGAUGAAUCAGCUCCUAAGGAAGUCAGCAGGUAUCAAGAUACAAAUAUGCAAGGAGUUGUGUAUGAACUAAAUAGCUAUAUAGAACAACGGUUGGAUACAGGAGGAGACAACCAGCUACUCCUCUAUGAACUGAGCAGCAUCAUCAAAAUCGCCACAAAAGCUGACGGAUUUGCACUGUAUUUCCUUGGAGAGUGCAAUAACAGCCUUUGUGUGUUUAUCCCGCCUGGAAUCAAGGAAGGAAAACCUAAGCUCAUCCCCGCUGGUCCCAUCGCCCAGGGCACCACCACCUCUGCCUACGUGGCCAAGUCCAGGAAAACGUUGCUGGUGGAAGACAUCCUCGGGGAUGAACGGUUUCCAAGAGGUACCGGGCUGGAAUCAGGGACACGGAUCCAGUCUGUUCUUUGUUUGCCGAUCGUCACUGCGAUUGGGGACUUGAUUGGCAUCCUGGAGCUCUACCGGCACUGGGGCAAAGAGGCCUUCUGCCUGAGUCACCAGGAGGUCGCGACGGCGCACCUCGCCUGGGCUUCAGUGGCGAUACACCAGGUGCAGGUAUGCAGAGGUCUUGCCAAACAGACUGAACUGAAUGACUUUCUACUCGACGUAUCAAAAACCUAUUUUGAUAACAUAGUUGCAAUAGAUUCUCUACUUGAACACAUAAUGAUAUAUGCAAAAAACCUGGUGAAUGCCGACCGUUGUGCCCUUUUCCAGGUAGACCAUAAGAACCAGGAGUUAUAUUCAGACCUUUUUGAUAUUGGAGAGGAAAAGGAAGGAAAGCCCGUCUUCAAGAAGACCAAGGAGAUCAGGUUUUCAAUCGAGAAGGGGAUCGCUGGCCAAGUAGCAAGGACCGGGGAAGUUCUGAACAUCCCAGAUGCCUACGCAGACCCGCGCUUCAACAGAGAGGUGGACUUGUACACGGGCUACACGACCCGGAAUAUCCUGUGUAUGCCCAUCGUCAGCCGCGGCAGCGUCAUCGGCGUGGUGCAGAUGGUCAACAAGCUCAGCGGCAGCGCCUUCUCCAAGACGGACGAGAACAACUUCAAGAUGUUUGCUGUCUUCUGUGCUUUAGCCUUACACUGUGCCAACAUGUACCACAGGAUCCGGCACUCGGAGUGCAUCUACAGGGUCACGAUGGAGAAGCUGUCGUACCACAGCAUCUGCACCGCGGAGGAGUGGCAAGGCCUCAUGCACUUCAACCUGCCCGGCCGUCUGUGCAAAGAGAUCGAGCUGUUCCACUUUGACGUUGGCCCCUUUGAAAACAUGUGGCCUGGAAUUUUCGUGUACAUGAUCCACCGAUCCUGUGGGACAGCCUGCUUCGAGCUGGAAAAGUUGUGUCGCUUCAUCAUGUCUGUGAAGAAGAACUACCGCCGGGUCCCUUACCACAACUGGAAGCACGCGGUCACGGUGGCCCACUGCAUGUACGCCAUCCUGCAGAGCAGCCACGGGCGCUUCACCGACCUCGAGCGCAAAGGGCUGCUCAUCGCGUGUCUGUGCCACGACCUGGACCACCGGGGAUUCAGCAACAGCUACCUGCAGAAGUUCGACCACCCCCUGGCCGCGCUCUACUCCACGUCCACCAUGGAGCAACACCACUUCUCCCAGACGGUGUCCAUCCUGCAGUUGGAAGGGCACAACAUCUUCUCCACCCUGAGCUCCAGCGAAUACGAGCAGGUGCUUGAGAUCAUCCGCAAAGCCAUCAUCGCCACGGACCUCGCGCUGUACUUCGGGAACCGGAAGCAGCUGGAAGAGAUGUACCAGACCGGGUCGCUGAACCUUAAUAACCAAUCACAUAGAGACCGUGUCAUCGGCUUGAUGAUGACCGCCUGUGAUCUUUGUUCUGUGACAAAGCUGUGGCCAGUGACGAGACUGACGGCCAACGACAUAUAUGCAGAAUUCUGGGCGGAGGGCGAUGAAAUGAAGAAGCUGGGGAUACAGCCCAUUCCCAUGAUGGACAGAGACAAGAAGGACGAGGUCCCACAAGGCCAGCUGGGGUUCUACAAUGCCGUGGCCAUUCCAUGCUACACCACCCUCACCCAGAUCUUCCCCGCCACGGAACCGCUCCUGAAGGCCUGCAGGAAUAACCUGAGCCAGUGGGAGAAGGUGAUCCGGGGUGAGGAGAGCGCCCUGGGGAUCCCGGACCUGCCAGAGGCUGAGGGGUCCCCAGAGAGGCUGCCCGUGAAGACCGAUGACUGACGGCCCCCAGUGGGCCGUCCCACCUGAAAAUGCUCAUCCUGCUUCUUUGACUUUUCUUCCUUUUAUUUUCGGGGGGAACCUACACCUGUUAAACUGGGAUGCAGACCUCUUCAAGAAGGACCAUCAAGUGCGCGCGUCCAGCAGAUGGCUCCCUGCCGCGUCCUCGACGGUGAUUGGCCAGACCCCGAGACGCGCCGCCCAGAGACGCCUGCUGACUCGUGGCCCGGCCUUUUGUGAUGGGCUGCUAGGCGGAGGCCUUUACGGAGACGGACGCUUAGAAGGGGUACUUUCCCGCUGUAUCUUUCUAGUGAGGGUUGAAACGGUACUAAGAUGGCACUGCACUCUGGCUUCCACGCCAGUGUUGCUUUGAUGUUGUUGGCUAUAAACAGGAGCUUUGACACGUUGCGCUUGUGGAUGUUCGUGUGUAACCUGGUUGUCCUUAGCGUGGAUCGUGGCAGGCAGCCUCAGCCCGUGGCAUCGAGCUGACAGAGCAAGAAGUGUCUUUCUGCAAUCAUUGAUGGAAACAGUCAGACUUGGGUUCAGAGCCUCGUGAAUUGAAAAAGGUUAGGUGGACUAAAGUGUACUCUUUAAAUUUAUAUAAAGGGCUUAGAUGUGUAAAUUUAACACUAAAGAAAGUAGAUUUUCUAUCCUCUCGAGAAGAGAUGCAGAUAUACAUCAUAAUAAAUCUAAGAACUCCAAUAUCAGUUCUAAAGAUGUUAAGAGAAUUUUUUUUAAUUUUUUUUCCUUUAUUGUAGUCUUGGCAAAUUUCCUAAACCCUUUACACACACACACA
This is a messenger RNA of Bubalus bubalis (water buffalo), 4021 nucleotides long. It is a transcript of the gene PDE10A, whose product is annotated as phosphodiesterase 10A. Gene Ontology annotation, molecular function: protein binding; 3',5'-cGMP-stimulated cyclic-nucleotide phosphodiesterase activity. The record is from RefSeq and is a predicted model, not a curated record. Bases 16 to 3228 code for a protein of 1070 amino acids. Gene Ontology annotation, biological process: negative regulation of receptor guanylyl cyclase signaling pathway; signal transduction. NCBI's taxonomy places the organism in Eukaryota, Metazoa, Chordata, Mammalia, Artiodactyla, Bovidae. The transcript is spliced from 22 exons.